This is a messenger RNA of Olea europaea var. sylvestris, 1134 nucleotides long. RefSeq lists its product as uncharacterized. The transcript is spliced from 3 exons. The coding region runs from base 1 to 1134 and encodes 377 amino acids. The record is from RefSeq and is a predicted model, not a curated record. NCBI's taxonomy places the organism in Eukaryota, Viridiplantae, Streptophyta, Magnoliopsida, Lamiales, Oleaceae.
AUGACUAUUCACAAUAAGUAUCCUCUACCCAGCAUUGACGAUUUGUUUGAUCAACUUCGAGGUGCCUUAGUAUUUUCAAAGAUUGAUUUACAGUCGAGGUAUAAUCAGCUCAGAAUUAGAGAUGUUGAUGUACCAAAGACUACUUUUGAAUCUCGAUAUGGUCAUUAUGAAUUUUUGACUUUGCGAGAUAAGCAGUUGUAUGCUAAAUUUAGCAAAUGUGAAUUUCAGUUGGAUAAAGUUGUAUUUCUAAGUCAUGUUAUCUCAGCAGAAGGUAUUUACGCAGACCCUCAGAAGAUUAAGACAGUAAUGAGAUGGGAACGCCUUGCUAAUAUUACAGAAGUACUGAGUUUGCUUGAGCUAGCAUGUUAUUAUCGUCAGUUUGUAGAGAAUUUCUCCAAAAUUGCUCUUUCUUUGAGUAAUUUGACCCGAAAGAACUCCAAAUUUAUGUGGACUGAAGAUUGUGAAAAGAGUUUUCAGGAGUUGAAGAAAAGAUUAGCUUCUGCUCUUAUACUUACUCUUCCAUUUUCAGGUAAAGAGUUUAGAAGAUGGUUGGAGUUGAUAAAGGAUUAUGAUUAUAAGAAUGACUACCAUCCAGGGAAAGCUAAUGUAGUUGCAGAUGCUCUUAGUAGAAAGGCUAGUCCUUCCUCUCCAUCUAGUGCAGUAUAUGCUUCUUUGAUUUGUGAAUUCAAGAAAUUGCAAGCUCAAUUGUCAGCUACUACUUCAGGUGCAGUAUUAGCUCAUUUCCAGGUGAGGCCUACUUUAAUUGAUAAGGUUAUAGAAUCUCAAAUCGAAGACCCAACAUUAAAAUCUUUGAAAGUAGAAGUUAGUGCCGGGUUAAGAACAGAUUUUGUUAUUAGAAAUGAUGGUGCAUUGGUGAUAAGUAAUAGAUUAUGUGUUCCAGAUAUUUCAGAAUUGAAGAAGGAAAUUUUAGAAGAGGCACAUAGUUCUGCUUAUGCUAUGCAUCCAGGUAGUAUUAAAAUGUAUCACACUUUGAAAAGUCAUUAUUGGUGGAAUGGCAUGAAGAGAGAGAUAACAGGUUUUGUAUCUAAAUGUCCUAUAUGUCAGCAGGUAAAGCCAGUUCAUCAGAAAACAGCAGAACUUUUACAGCCAUUGCCUAUUCUAGAAUGGAAAUGA